Trypanosoma theileri is the source of this 972-nucleotide messenger RNA. RefSeq lists its product as uncharacterized. The annotation marks the transcript as partial. The record is from RefSeq and is a predicted model, not a curated record. Lineage: Eukaryota; Euglenozoa; Kinetoplastea; Trypanosomatida; Trypanosomatidae. The transcript has a single exon.
GGGGCUGUGGAGGUGUCGUGCGGGGCCGGCGGUGCGCUGCGUGUACGCCCCGCUGCUGAGAGCGAGUGGCUUACAUGCGGUGCGGGCAGCCGUGUGUCUGCAUGUGGGAAGUACGCAGACCUCUGCCGCCAGCGUACGGGUAGAGCAGCGGCAAGAACCACAACAAGGACAGCAAUCAUUGCUAAUACUCCUACUCCUACUGUUACUGUAAAGUCGGGGCGGGAGGAAUAUGAGAGGGAUGGUUGGGCUAAUUAUAAUAAUGAUACAUGGGGAAGUUGGGGUCGAAUGGAUGAUUUUCCGAUUACAUUACCGACAGAGCGAAAUAAGAAUUCACAACUUACUGCCAAUUCUCAGGGAAGGCGGACAGACACCCAAAAACCUGGGGAAGUACUGGUACAGGCACAUUCAGCUAUACCUGAUUCUCAACCCACUAAGCAGGCUGCUGCGAGCGAGGACCCGGCUCAAAAUCAUGUGGCGGACAACCGUUCACAGGAUAGAGCUGAGGAGAGGGGAUCAUCACCAUUGUCUCCCAAUUUACCUCUUCGUGAGUCAACUGAACCAAAAACAGAAGCUGUUACGACUACAACCCAAGCGCAAAAUCCCGCGUCUGGUGCGGUUACACAACGUAGUGAAGAGACAUCAGGCAACGCAGCUGAUAACAGUACACCUGCCGACUCUAAUGCUACACAGCAAUCUCCUGCAACUCUUGAUGCGACUGCCGCACCAGACUCACAAGAAAAUGGUAAUGUUGAUUCAAAUUCCACUACUCCACAGAGUCCCGAGAACACUACCACAGAAGCUCCAACCACCACUCCAUCUCCUGUUCCUGCACCCAACACAGAGAUCAGCAGCAUUACUUCCACUGUACAGAAGAACAAGGCUAAUGUUGACAGCAGUGUCAGUCCUAUGUGGAUGCGCACUGCAGCACCUCUACUGAUUGUGGUUGUGUUGUUCUCCGUUACCGUGUACUGA